CCCUCUCGGUGUCCAGAGGAGACGGCGCACACAGACGGCUCCAGUGCGAAGACACAUUCAGAGAGGACAGGAAUAAGAAAUAAAAAAAGUUAAACAUUCUUCUGGCAUCAUGACGCUGCGGGACGAGCUUUUAAAGUCUAUAUGGCACGCGUUCACAGCUCUGGAUGUGGACAAAAGCGGGAAAGUCUCCAAAUCUCAGCUCAAAGUGCUUUCUCAUAACUUGUGUACGGUGUUGGGGAUCCCACACGACCCGGUGGCGCUGGAGGAACAUUUUAAGGACGAUGACGAGGGUCCUGUUUCCAAUCAGGGGUACAUGCCGUACCUCAACAAGUUCAUCCUGGAUAAGGCGAAGGAUAACUUUGACCGCCAGGAGUUCAAUAAAAUGUGCUGGACGUUGUGCUUUAGGAAGAACCUGGGUCAGAAACAGCUCGUCAUCUCCAACGACGACGCCUUCAAGAUAUGGUGCAUAUUCAACUUCCUGUCUGAGGACAGAUACCCGCUGAUCAUCGUCACGGAGGAGAUCGAGUAUUUCUUGCGUAAGCUGACGGAGGCGAUGGGAGGAAGCUGGGUGGAGGAGCGCUUCGAGGACCUGAAGCUGGAGCUGAGCUCCAAGCAGCAGUGUCUGAAUGUGUGGGAGCUGAUCACGCUGGUGGGCUCAGGCCAGUUCAGCAAGGGCAUGGACCAGCAGACGCUGUCCAUGGGCAUCAGCGAGGUCUACCAGGAACUCAUCCUGGAUGUCCUCAAACAGGGAUAUAUGAUGAAGAAAGGCCACAAGAGGAAGAACUGGACAGAGCGCUGGUUUGUGCUGAAGCCCGGCUUCAUUUCGUAUUAUGUGGGCGAGGACCUGGCAGAGAAGAAAGGAGACAUCCCAUUGGACGGAUCCUGCAGUGUGGAGUCCUUACAAGACAAAGAGGGAAAGAAGUGCCUCUUCCUCAUCAAGUCGUCUCAAAAAAGCUUCGAAAUCAGCGCAUCGGACAAGAAGAAGAAGCAGGAGUGGAUCCAGGCGAUUCAGAUGUGUGUGAAUCUGCUGCGUCAGAGCCGGCCCGCGCCGCACCACGAAGCCCGGCAGAAGCGGCGAGACCUGCGGCUCAGGCAGCAGGCGGAGCAGGAGGAGCUGGAGCUCAGGAUGAGGGAGCUGCAGACGGCAAACGAGGCCAAGCAGUCUGAGCUGGAGAACAUGAGGAAGGCUCUGGAGGAGGCAGCAGCGAAAGCAGCAGAGGAAGAGAAAAAACGCCUUCUGACUCACACCGAACUUCAGGACCGCUACAGGACGGAGCUUGAGAGAGAAAAAAUGGUACGGCAGCAGAUGGAGGAGCAGGUGGCCCAGAAGUCCUCUGAGCUGGAGCAGUAUCUGCAGAGGGUCCAGGAGCUGGAGGACAUGUACCAUAAGCUAGAGGAGGCUUUGGAGGAGGAGAGGCGGGCCAGGCAGGAUGAGGAAACCGUCCGUAAGCUGCAGGCACGGUUGCUGGAAGAGGAGGCUGAGAAGCGAGCCGAGCUGGAGCAGAUCCACCUGCGUCAGCAGCGGGCCAUCUCUGAGACCGAGGCAGAGAAACAGGAGCUGGAGAAGGAGCGGCGGGCCAAGGAGAGCGCCCUGCAGGCCGCCAUGAAACAACUGGAAGAGCUGGAGCAGGAGAGGCAAGGAGCACUGGAGCAAUACCAGACGGUGAUGAAAAAGCUGGAAGAUGCAACUAACAACACCAAGUCAUGGAAGCACAAAGUGGCCCAGCAUGAAGGGAUGCUGCGGCUCAUCCAACCAGGCUCUAAGGGGCCACAGAAGAUCACCAACUGGGGCCCGGCAGCCUUCUCUGACGUAGAGCUCAGCCUGCGGGAGAAGCAGUGGCAGGAGAUGAAGAACCAAGCCGCUCAGGCUCAGUGAAGCUGCCGUGAGAACUCGGCCUCAAACUGGUCACUAACGCAGAAGGCUGGUUAGACGUGUUCAGUAAAACAAACCUGUAGUGACUGAAAUCAAACCUGGUGACUGGAUUUUCCAACCGGACACAAAUACCUGGUUUACUAGCAAACUGAGGCAUUUUUAAAUUAGGGCAUUGAUUAACUGAUUAGUUUGGAUCCUUUAAAUGAAUCUUUAGUGUUGUCCAGCAAUAGACUAACCAGCCGUACUGUCAGUGUACAACACUAAAGACCAGAGCUGUAGUUUAAACAUGAUUCACCAAGUUUAGCUUGAAUCCAGUGAAGAAUCCAGACGUCUGUGACAGCGGUGAGGAAACACUGGAACACAGACAGUCACAGGGUCUAGUUAAAGGCUGUAAAUACAGCAGAGCUGGUAUGUUAAUGCUGUAGAUAUGAAGUCAUUAAUCUAAGACAUUGUCACAAAAACACAAUACAAAACUGCAUCGUCCUGCUCUUCAGUUUCUUCUAGUGAUUUAUUCUGAUCCGUUGUCCUACGCAGAAACAGGACAA
This is a messenger RNA of Poecilia latipinna (sailfin molly), 2418 nucleotides long. RefSeq names its product switch-associated protein 70-like. Bases 110 to 1876 code for a protein of 588 amino acids. The record is from RefSeq and is a predicted model, not a curated record. Gene Ontology annotation, molecular function: calcium ion binding. Gene Ontology annotation, cellular component: cytoplasm; nucleus. NCBI's taxonomy places the organism in Eukaryota, Metazoa, Chordata, Actinopteri, Cyprinodontiformes, Poeciliidae. The transcript has 12 exons.